GUCAGUGUUGUUAGUGUGGUAAGGAAGGGGGUGUUAGCAGAGGCGACGGAGAGGCAGAGUGCAAGAGCGUGAAGCUACUCGACAGCCAAUUGGUCCCGUUUGGACGAAAAACAAUCCGGAAUGGCGUCUGGAGAGACACUGUACAUAGAAACGGACGGCUCGGAGAUGCCGGCGGAGAUCGUGGAGCUGCAUGAAAUCGAGGUGGAGACCAUCGAGACCACGGUGGUCGGAGGAGACGACGACGACGACGACGAACAUCAGUCCAUGAUCGCGCUGCAGCCGCUGGUGUCUGACGACCCGAAUCACAUCCACCACCAAGAGGUGAUCUUAGUCCAGACCCGGGAGGAGGUGGUGGGAUGCGAUGACUCGGAACUGCACACAAACGACGGCUUUGAGGACCAGAUUCUGAUCCCGGUCCCUGUUCCAGCCGCGGAGGAAGAGUUUAUCGAGCAGACUCUGGUGACUGUGUCUGGGAAAAACACGGGGCGCCUGAAGAAAGGAAGCGGCAAGAAAGUGGUUAAAAAAGGCUUUCUGGGCGCUACAGAGGCGAGCGGACGGAAAUGGGAACAGAAGCAAGUGCAGAUAAAAACGCUCGAAGGAGAAUUUUCUGUUACUAUGUGGGCAUCGGAUGAUAAGAAGGACAUUGAUCACGAGACAGUAGUUGAGGAGCAGAUCAUCGGGGAGAACUCCCCUCCAGAUUACUCAGAGUACAUGACGGGCAAGAAGCUGCCACCUGGUGGAAUCCCGGGCAUUGACUUGUCCGACCCCAAACAGCUGGCAGAGUUUGCUAGGAUGAAACCACGAAAAAUGAAGGAAGAUGAUUCACCAAGAACAAUAGCCUGCCCCCACAAAGGUUGCUCAAAAAUGUUCAGAGACAACUCUGCAAUGAGGAAGCAUUUGCACACACACGGACCACGUGUCCACGUGUGCGCUGAAUGUGGGAAAGCAUUUGUUGAAAGUUCCAAACUCAAACGACAUCAGUUGGUUCAUACUGGCGAAAAGCCUUUCCAGUGCACAUUUGAAGGCUGUGGAAAGCGUUUCUCUCUGGACUUCAACUUGCGCACACAUGUGCGUAUUCACACUGGAGACAGACCCUACGUGUGCCCGUUUGACGGCUGCAAUAAGAAAUUUGCCCAGUCCACCAACCUAAAGUCUCACAUUUUGACACAUGCUAAAGCUAAGAACAACCAGUGAAUGGACUGGAUCUGGAAAGACGUUUCAAUAAGGACAGCAGCAUUCAACGCUUUAAAAAAACACCCUUUGUGUGUUGUUUGUAGAAGAUUUUUUUGUAAGAGAGAGUAUCUACUGAUGUUUUAUCAGAAUGAGUAUUUAACUGAUGAACUGACACCCAACUAGCCCUUAGGACACUUCUUAUGGUACAAACUGAACUGAAAUUUCUUUACUACCAGAAAGUGUCUUCUUUUGAAGACGUGCGUUUCUGGACCUUCAUCCACAACCCGAGAUAUUCUUUCUCCAGAACCCAAAGAGUCUAAUUUUUCUGUCUGUGUAUGUUACCUGUCCGCAAAGAGACAUGACUGCUUUUUUAGUUGUCUUCUAAGUGUGCAUAUUGUACACUUUUUAGACAUUAGCUUUGUCUUGAAAUGUUUUUUCCCCCUGAGAUUUGAUAUAUGUGAAUGCUCUUCUUCAAAAAGAAGGAGAUACUAUUAAAUUUUUUUUUUCCAGUCAUGAGGUAUCCUCCAGUGGUAUCUCAUUUUGUAUAACUGUUCUGUAAAAAUAUUUUGAAAAUCAUGUAGAUAAUAGAGAUGUUAGAUUUCUGUUUAACCUAUUAAAGGAAUUUUAUUCAAUUAAAAAUUGCGCCACUGCA
Pangasianodon hypophthalmus (striped catfish) is the source of this 1825-nucleotide messenger RNA. It is a transcript of the gene yy1a, whose product is annotated as YY1 transcription factor a. The transcript is spliced from 5 exons. NCBI's taxonomy places the organism in Eukaryota, Metazoa, Chordata, Actinopteri, Siluriformes, Pangasiidae. Gene Ontology annotation, molecular function: DNA-binding transcription factor activity, RNA polymerase II-specific; RNA polymerase II cis-regulatory region sequence-specific DNA binding. Gene Ontology annotation, cellular component: transcription regulator complex; PcG protein complex. The record is from RefSeq and is a predicted model, not a curated record. Bases 121 to 1194 code for a protein of 357 amino acids. Gene Ontology annotation, biological process: regulation of transcription by RNA polymerase II.